CUGUAUCACACAGACACACACACAUAUCCCUUUGACCUCUUUGUUUUUGUUGCUACCAUCUCUUGUUGGACGGUUACUUCCCCAAUUUUUUUUCUUUCUAACACGCAGAAAGAAAGUUAUUUCUGGGUCCCCUUAUGGACAUUUCCCACAGAAACAGAACACUGCUCAAGGUCAUCGUCCUCGGCGAUAGUGGGGUGGGUAAGACUUCGUUGAUAAAUCAAUACGUCUAUAAAAAGUACAGCCGUCAAUAUAAAGCCACCAUCGGAGCAGAUUUUGUGACGAGGGAAGUACAGGUGGAUGACAAACUCGUAACAUUGCAAAUUUGGGACACAGCAGGGCAGGAAAGGUUUCAUAGUCUAGGCGCUGCAUUUUACAGAGGAGCAGACUGUUGUGUUCUUGUGUAUGAUGUCAAUAUAAAUAAAACUUUUGAGACCCUGAACAAUUGGCACGACGACUUUCUUAAACAGUCAGAUGCGAACGAUCCUGAAGGAUUCCCCUUUGUACUGCUCGGCAAUAAGGUUGACGUAAAUGAUGGACAAACCAGAAUGGUUUCUGAGAAGAAAGCCAAGGGAUGGUGUGCUUCCAGGGGGAACAUGCCUUAUUUUGAGACCUCUGCUAAGGAGAAUUACAAUGUGGAGGAGGCAUUCUUAUGUGUUGCUAAGACUGCACUAGAAAACGAACACGAAACAGAAAUAUAUUUUCCGGGAAUCUCGGAAACCGUAUCAGAACCAGAGCAACGAGGGGGUGGCUGUGCGUGCUGAAAGUGAAACAGUAAAUAUUUUAUUUUGUAACUCGGAGGGUUAAGGUGGUCAUAUAUAUUUAAAUCCAAGACUAAGUUAAUCAAACUUGAAAACAACGUUUCAUAUGUAUUAUGUUCCCAGAGAGUUUGUAACGAUAGAUACGAGGCGGUGAAAAGUUUGGCGGCAUGUCAACAAGGCAUAAAAGUGCGACUCGUGAUAUCACGUGAGUUGCUGCAGACGUUUGGUGGUAUACAUGUGGACAACCCACUUGUU
Prosopis cineraria is the source of this 1013-nucleotide messenger RNA. RefSeq names its product ras-related protein Rab7-like. The coding region runs from base 135 to 761 and encodes 208 amino acids. NCBI's taxonomy places the organism in Eukaryota, Viridiplantae, Streptophyta, Magnoliopsida, Fabales, Fabaceae. The record is from RefSeq and is a predicted model, not a curated record. Gene Ontology annotation, cellular component: vacuolar membrane. The transcript has 7 exons. Gene Ontology annotation, molecular function: GTP binding; GTPase activity.